UUGCGGCAGUCCACCAAUAGUUUCGCGGGGUGUGAGAGCGCAAGGCGAGAUCCUCACUUCCUGGUUAAAGAUGGCGGAUGAGAAUGAGACAGCACCGCAGCCGGAGAAAGAAACUGAGGUAGAAGUGGAUCACGGACACUGCAGCAAUUGUGAAAAUGAAGAGCACCACUCUGAUGACGGGGAGAAGGGCGACACAGGUGCCAAGAAGAAGAAAAAGAAACAGAAGAAAAAGAACAAAGACAAGUCCGGAGUAAAAGAUGUAGUACAGGAUCCGCUGGCCAAAGUAAACUCCCUUCCUGCAGAUAAGUUACAGGAGAUCCAGAAGGCCAUUGAGCUGUUUUCGGUGGGACAGGGUCCGGCUAAAACCAUGGAGGAGGCCACACGUCGCAGUUAUCAGUUCUGGGACACUCAGCCUGUUCCUAAACUUGGAGAGACUGUGACAUCACAUGGCUGCAUUGAGCCAGAUAAAGACAGCAUACGAGAGGAACCCUACAGCCUCCCGCAGGGCUUCACCUGGGACACUCUCGACCUGGGAAACCCUGCAGUGCUGAAAGAGCUGUACACUCUCCUGAAUGAGAACUACGUGGAGGAUGAUGACAACAUGUUUCGUUUUGAUUACUCCCCUGAUUUUCUGCUCUGGGCUCUACGUCCUCCAGGCUGGUUGCCUCAGUGGCACUGUGGAGUGAGAGUGAACUCUAAUCAGAAGCUAGUUGGUUUCAUCAGUGCCAUUCCAGCCAACAUUCGCAUCUAUGAAAUAGAGAAGAAGAUGGUGGAGAUUAACUUCCUGUGUGUGCAUAAGAAACUUCGCUCGAAACGAGUGGCUCCGGUACUCAUCAGGGAGAUCACCAGACGGGUCAACCUGGAGGGCAUCUUUCAGGCUGUGUACACCGCAGGUGUGGUGCUGCCCAAACCAGUGGGCACCUGCAGAUACUGGCACCGGUCCUUGAACCCACGAAAGCUGAUUGAGGUGAAGUUCUCUCACCUGAGUCGAAACAUGACUAUGCAACGCACCAUGAAGCUCUACCGACUGCCAGAGGCUCCUAAGACUCCAGGCCUGAGGCCGAUGACUGUAAAGGAUGUGCCAGCAGUUCACCGCCUGCUGAAGGAAUACCUGAGCCAGUUUAACCUGGUUCCCGUCAUGAGCCCCGAGGAGGUCCAACAUUGGCUGCUUCCUCAGGAGAACAUCAUUGACACCUUUAUAGUGGAGAAUUCAGACGGGAAGGUGACUGACUUGCUGAGUUUCUACACUCUGCCGUCCACCAUCAUGAAUCAUCCUGUGCAUCGCAGUCUGAAGGCCGCGUAUUCCUUCUAUAACGUACACACCACCACCCCCCUGCUGGACCUGAUGGGAGACGCUCUCAUCCUCGCCAAGUCGAAAGGAUUUGAUGUGUUUAAUGCACUGGACCUAAUGGAGAACAAGACAUUUUUGGAGAAGCUCAAGUUUGGCAUUGGAGAUGGAAACCUGCAGUAUUACCUCUACAAUUGGAAAUGUCCCAGCAUGGGGUCAGAAAAGGUGGGUUUGGUUCUACAGUGACCCGUUUCACCAUCCAUAAUCUGUCUCUCGCAUGACAGUGAGGCGGAUUUAUGAUAUCACGCACUGACCACCUGACAGAUGCUACCAAUGGACUUCCUGCUUCAGGAAGGAGACUUCACUGGCCAUUUUUACGUUUGAACUUUGACCUUUUGGACCUGCACUACUGCUGCCAGAUUGAGAGAAGAUGUGUUUUCUUCUCUUUUCUCUCUUAUUUCUCUCUCUCGUUCUCUCUUUCCCUCACUCUUCUUCUUAUUCUCUCUCUGCGCAUGGACCUAAAGCCAUUGUAAUUACCAUCAUCAGAGAUGAGGAACCUUAAUCUGUUAUGAUUGUUAACAACAGUGCAUACACUCACACUCACACAUACACAUACACACACACACACACACACACACUUCUAGGUAACACCAGACAAGCUCAUGAUGAACCCUGAUGCAUAAGUGUUGCGCUAUUCGCAUCGGUAGAUUCAACUCGUUCAGUAUAACAUGAUUUUACUCUCCCUAUCCAACGGGAGGUGCUUUUUGCAGAAACAUGGAUGAAAAUGUUUAUUUCCUCAGUGUUUUAGAAAAGAACAGACAACAAUCAAAGACACAUGAAAAGUCCAAGAGAAAAAAAAAACAGCCAAUGAAAUAAUAAAAAUCCCAAGUGGACAUGACAAGGGCUGCUGUCAAUGAUUUUCCUGUGGUCGUUCUCUCCUUCGGACAUCUUAAACUGUUUGUUGCCAUGUCUCUACUUUCUUUUGACAAACGUUGACCAACUGACAGGUGCGGUACAUGGCGAGAUGUUUUUGUCCUGGUUUUGCUUUGUCUUUGCUUUUAAUCUGUCCUUUAAUCAGUUUAUUGCUUAUUUGUCUCUAACUGCCUGUGGUCCCCUUUCACUGUAUUGCCAACAGAGAAGCACCGUAUGUUUUUCAGGAGCAAGGAAACAACGAGAAUAACCAUAUAAGAUCCACAAGUUGACAAUGGUUGGAACUUUAAUGUAUACUUGGCAGAUUAGCGAGGGGAUCAUCAUAAAUUAGCAAUAAUGAUGGUGUUUUUUGAGGAAACAGUUUUGAUUGGGGUGGGUGGGGGAUCUGAAACAUGGAGUUAAGAAUGAAAUGUGGUGAAUUGUGUUGUGGACAAUAGAUUUUGCCUGCUCAUAAAGUUGUGCAGCUCUAUAAGGAUUGGAGAAGAUCCUGAUUGUGUUGUAACUCUUAUUUAUCAUGUGACUUCAUCUGUCCAACAAAUGGAAGCAGAUUGACGUACCAAAUCAGUACAGUUUUAUGAGUAACUGGCAAUAUCUAUUUAAAGAUAUUGUGGUUUUCUUGAAAAUAGUAUGGGUAAUGGAAACGGGUUGUGGAAAGUACAAUGGAAGCAACUGAAAACGGGUCUUUAGGUUUUUAUGAUGGAGUGAAAGAUGUCAACAUGUAUUAAUUUUUUUUUUUUUUUUUUUUUUUGGUGCUAAAUAAAAAGUAGCAGCUGCUGUGAAU
Molecule: messenger RNA, 2999 nt
Organism: Onychostoma macrolepis
Lineage: Eukaryota; Metazoa; Chordata; Actinopteri; Cypriniformes; Cyprinidae
Gene: nmt1a
Product: N-myristoyltransferase 1a
Exons: 12
Coding region: 71-1534 (487 amino acids)
Biological process (GO): N-terminal peptidyl-glycine N-myristoylation
Cellular component (GO): cytoplasm
Molecular function (GO): glycylpeptide N-tetradecanoyltransferase activity
Source: RefSeq, a predicted model, not a curated record